This is a messenger RNA of Erythranthe guttata (spotted monkey flower), 3379 nucleotides long. RefSeq names its product 26S proteasome non-ATPase regulatory subunit 1 homolog A. Gene Ontology annotation, biological process: proteasome-mediated ubiquitin-dependent protein catabolic process; regulation of protein catabolic process. The record is from RefSeq and is a predicted model, not a curated record. Gene Ontology annotation, cellular component: proteasome regulatory particle, base subcomplex; proteasome complex; proteasome storage granule. Gene Ontology annotation, molecular function: enzyme regulator activity. Lineage: Eukaryota; Viridiplantae; Streptophyta; Magnoliopsida; Lamiales; Phrymaceae.
UUAAUUGGUAAAAAUCGGUUCUUCUCUUCUCUUUUAUACACACCACUUUGCCCUUCUCUUCAAGAAAACCCUCUCAAUUUGUUACCCAACUCUCUGAAACCAUUUCGCUCUUUCGAUUUCAAUUCUCUAGUAUUUUUCUGCUGUAAUCGAACUCCGUUCAGAUCCAAGCCCUAAUUACGUACAAUGGCUGCGGCGGCGACGAUGGUGAGCUCCGCCGGUGGACUACUGGCGAUGCUGAACGAGAGCCACCCGGCUCUUAAGCUACACGCCCUCUCCAAUCUCAAUACCUACGUUGACUACUUCUGGCCGGAGAUCUCCACCUCCGUCCCCAUCAUAGAAAGUUUAUAUGAGGACGAAGAGUUUGAACAGAGGCAACUCGCUGCAUUGCUUGUCUCAAAGGUAUUCUAUUAUCUGGGUGAACUCAAUGACUCAUUAUCGUAUGCCCUGGGAGCUGGUCCUCAGUUUGAUGUGUCAGAGGAUUCAGACUAUGUCCAUACUCUUCUUGCCAAAGCAAUUGAUGAAUAUGCCAGUCUGAAGACUAAAGCAGCUGAGUCGAAUGAUGCAUCUGCAGUGGUUGACCCAAGACUGGAGGCUAUUGUGGAGCGAAUGCUUGACAAAUGUAUAUCGGAUGGAAAAUUCCAACAAGCUAUUGGAAUGGCCAUCGAGUGCAGACGAUUGGAUAAACUUGAAGAAGCAGUUAUAAGGAGUGAUAACGUUCAUGCCACUAUUAAUUAUUGCAUUGAUGUCUCUCAUUCUUUUGUCAACCGAAGAGAAUAUCGUCUUGAGGUGCUCCGUCUCCUUGUCAAAGUAUAUCAGCAACUGCCAUCUCCUGAUUUCCUGAGCGUUUGUCAGCGCCUAAUGUUUUUGGAUGAACCCGAGGCUGUUGCAAACAUAUUGGAGCAACUCUUACGAUCUGAAGAUGUGGAUGAGGCUCUGUUGGCAUUUCAAAUAGCAUUUGAUCUGGUGGAGAAUGAGCACCAAGCUUUCCUUUUGAAAGUAAGAGAUGGGCUUCCCAGUGCCAAAUUACAGCCUUCUGAGCCAGCUGUGCCGUCAGGGUCUGCUCAGCCAGAGCCUGCUCAAAGUGGAAAUGCUGUCACAUCAGAGGAUGUUCAAAUGACCGAUGGAGCUCAAGUAGAUGGAAGCGCAAUAACUUCUGAUCCACUUGAAGUAAUCUAUGCUGAGAGGUUAACAAAAAUAAGAGGAGUUUUGUCUGGAGAGACUUCUAUACGUCUGGCUCUGCAAUUCUUAUACAGUCAUAACAAAUCGGAUCUUCUCAUUCUCAAGACCAUAAAGCAGUCUGUUGAGAUGAGAAAUAGUGUUUGCCAUAGCGCAACUAUAUACGCAAAUGCUAUCAUGCAUGCUGGAACAACCGUGGAUACAUUCCUUCGUGAAAAUCUGGACUGGCUGAGCAGGGCCACAAACUGGGCUAAAUUCAGUGCAACUGCAGGACUUGGGGUUAUCCACAAAGGCCAUCUCCAGCAAGGAAGAUCGCUCAUGGCACCUUACUUGCCGCAAGGUGGGUCAGGUGGCGGCGGCAGUCCAUAUUCUGAAGGUGGAGCAUUAUACGCUCUUGGUUUAAUCCAUGCAAACCAUGGGGAGGGAAUUAAACAAUUUCUUCGUGAGAGUCUGCGUAGUUCAAAUGUUGAGGUUAUUCAACAUGGUGCUUGCUUAGGUCUUGGUUUGGCAGCUUUGGGGACAGCCGAUGAUGAAAUCUUUGAUGAAAUAAAGAAUGUUCUGUACACUGAUAGUGCAGUUGCUGGUGAAGCUGCUGGUAUAAGUAUGGGUUUAUUGAUGGUCGGAACUGCAAGUGAGAAGGCGAGUGAAAUGCUUGCUUACGCGCAUGAGACACAACACGAGAAGAUUAUUAGGGGUUUGGCAUUAGGUAUUGCACUUACUGUGUAUGGAAGAGAGGAAGAAGCAGACACACUUAUUGAGCAGAUGACUCGAGAUCAAGACCCUAUUUUGCGAUAUGGUGGAAUGUAUGCUAUUGCAUUGGCAUACAGGGGAACAGCAAACAAUAAGGCUAUACGCCAACUGCUGCACUUUGCUGUUUCUGAUGUCAGCGAUGAUGUCAGGAGGACAGCUGUUCUUGCCCUCGGAUUUGUUCUUUAUUCUGAACCUGAACAGACUCCUCGAAUUGUUUCGCUGCUGUCUGAAUCUUACAACCCACAUGUACGAUAUGGAGCUGCAAUGGCAGUUGGAAUUUCUUGUGCUGGUACUGGUCUUAGUGAGGCCAUAUCACUGCUCGAGCCUUUGACUUCAGAUGUUGUUGACUUUGUUCGUCAAGGUGCUCUAAUUGCAAUGGCGAUGGUCAUGGUACAGAUCAGCGAAGCUAGCGACUCUCGUGUCGGUGCAUUCAGGCGGCAAUUGGAGAAAAUAAUCCUCGAUAAGCACGAGGAUACAAUGUCCAAAAUGGGUGCGAUUUUAGCUUCGGGAAUACUCGAUGCUGGUGGAAGGAAUGUGACUAUCAAGCUGCUUUCGAAGACGAAGCAUGAUAAGAUGACAGCUGUUGUUGGUUUGGCUGUGUUCACUCAAUUUUGGUAUUGGUACCCACUUAUUUACUUCGUUAGUUUGGCCUUUUCGCCUACGGCUUUAAUUGGUCUGAACUAUGACCUGAAAGUGCCGAAGUUUGAGUUUUUAUCGCACGCAAAACCAUCGUUGUUCGAAUACCCAAAGCCUACUACUGUACCUACCACUGCUUCAGCUGUUAAGCUACCGACCGCAGUUUUAUCAACUUCGGUGAGAGCCAAAGCUAGAGCUACUAAGAAAGAGGCUGAGAAAGCAAGUACCGAGAAAGCAGAGCCAAAUUCUGCAAAGGGGAAAACUGUUGACAAGGACGGAGACUCUUCCAUGCAGGUUGAGAGCACUGUAGAGAAGAAGGCGGAACCAGAGGCUACAUUUGAAAUCUUGACCAAUCCCGCCAGAGUGGUCCCCGCCCAAGAGAAGUUUGUCAAGUUUCUAGAAGAUUCUAGAUACGUGCCAGUGAAAUCCUCACCCUCGGGAUUUGUGCUGUUGAAAGAUCUCCGUCCGAACGAAGCCGAAGUACUAGCCCUCACAGAUUCUCUCUCGUCAACGUCAGCAAAUGCCGGUGCACCUCCAGCAGCUGGACAGCAGCAGGGCGCAGCCUCAUCAAUGGCUGUCGAUGAAGAGCCUGCACCACCUCAACCAUUCGAAUACACGUCGUGAUUUUAUUUUGUUUUGCAGAAUCUCGAUAGUUUUAAUUUUUCAGGCUUUUUGUUGAUUUUAAUGUAAUUUUAAAUUUUUUCGACUCCUUUGAACCGGGAUUUGGAAUUUGUUGUACUAUAUAUAUUUUCGUCUUCCUUUUUCCCAUCGUUUUAAGUUGUUUCAUUGCACUCUUAAUGCAGGCCUUUUUGCAUUU